AUGCAAGCAGUGGCAAAACUGAGCAAGAAUCUCCCCCGCCCUCUCUUCCUCCUCCUCGCUCCCAGAACCUUAACCACCCUCACUUCUUCUUCUUCUUUAUCACACUCGCUAUCCUCACCGGGCUGUGACUCCGCCAUCAUGCAGACCACAAACACGUGUCUCACCGGAAGAACUCUGCUUCGUUUUCCCUGGUCCGCCAUUCAACACCGUGGAGCCGUUGUCCAGGGCGCUGAUGUAAAACCUGGAAAUAUCAUUGAAAGGAAUGGUGGGUUUGGAAUUUCUUUGCGUUCAGUGUUAAAGGCGGAGCAUUCACAUGAAGGAAGGGGAAAAGCGGUUGUUAAGGUGGAGGUUCGUGAUCUUGACUCGGGGAACAAGACAUCCCUACGAUUGUCGACGGAUGAGCAACUCGAUAAGGAAAUGAAAGUGACAGUGGAGCUGUACAACGAUAAACCUUUAUCUGUUAAAGUUCCAAAACACGUUACGUGCGUUGUCAAGGAAGCACAAACUCCUACUUCAUAUCACUACUUCUUGUUUUCUCUUCCAGUAUCUGUAUUUAUGGAAGUUGGUACAUUGUGA
Malus domestica (apple) is the source of this 576-nucleotide messenger RNA. Lineage: Eukaryota; Viridiplantae; Streptophyta; Magnoliopsida; Rosales; Rosaceae. The record is from RefSeq and is a predicted model, not a curated record.